Gloeophyllum trabeum ATCC 11539 is the source of this 978-nucleotide messenger RNA. RefSeq lists its product as uncharacterized. The transcript is spliced from 2 exons. Bases 7 to 780 code for a protein of 257 amino acids. Lineage: Eukaryota; Fungi; Basidiomycota; Agaricomycetes; Gloeophyllales; Gloeophyllaceae. The record is from RefSeq and is a predicted model, not a curated record.
GCGGCGAUGGCGGAAAUCGACCCGACGGACAUACCCCUUCCAAGGCUGUUAGACCCGAUCCUCGACUACUUCUCUUCUCACCUGCCCGGCCCUGUGUACUCUUUCCUGGAAACCGUGCUAGCCCACUCAUUUGCCUUGUUUACUGCCCUCUUCUCUCUUGUAUACGCUUUAGCGACCUCCAGACCGUCGGAAUGGGAUGCACAGACAGUUUUACCACCCUUGAUUAGUCUCCUCGCCGCGUACCUCGCACUACUGAGCGUAUAUCGCACGACGAGCUGGAUGGUCCGCUCGAGCCUGUGGUUCGUCAAGUGGGGCGUGAUCGCGGGUGCCCUCUUUGCGGGGACUGGUUGGGUCAUGGGCAAUAACGCUGCAGGCGGAGGCGGUCUUACGUCUGCCAUUGGCGGCAUUCUACUUGAUAUGCUCAAUGGCCCCGGUCAAAACGCGGCGGGCGGGGCUCGACGGCAGACCCACCGCACGCAAUCGAGGUCGCGCACGCCCAGGCCUAAGCCCUGGGAGUCGUUCGACAGACAUCGUGAAUGGCAGUACCAAGAGGAUCGGGGUGAGGAGGACGAUGGGGAGAUGAGCAAGAUCUUCCAUGACGUCCUGAACGCAGCUGGGACAGCCUUUAGAGAGGGAGGUUGGUGGGAGACUUUGAAGAGUGCAAUGGAUCGUAAUGUGGAGAAUGGAGAUGCGGAAGAUGGAGGUGACGAGCGCACGCCUCGAAGAAGACAGCCGAGUAGAAAGACGAAGCUUAAGACGGGAGCUGCGCGCUCACAAUGACCAAUGCUUAUUGGCCAACUAUGUAUCCCUGAUGGCUGGAAUGGCUUGUAUCAAUAGUAGAACGGACAGUCCUUUCUGCACAGCUCAAGGACGAUGCGGUGAUAUCCUCAUGACAGUGACUUGUCCUGGUCCCUCUUUGGAUAAUAAUGAGUAAUCUGUGUUGUGUGCCACACUCGGGUUUGCAAACGUUAUAAGCGC